Messenger RNA from Syzygium oleosum, 987 nucleotides. Its product is annotated as peroxidase 5-like. The transcript has 2 exons. NCBI's taxonomy places the organism in Eukaryota, Viridiplantae, Streptophyta, Magnoliopsida, Myrtales, Myrtaceae. Gene Ontology annotation, molecular function: heme binding; peroxidase activity. Gene Ontology annotation, cellular component: plant-type cell wall; plasmodesma. Gene Ontology annotation, biological process: response to oxidative stress; hydrogen peroxide catabolic process. The record is from RefSeq and is a predicted model, not a curated record. The coding region runs from base 1 to 987 and encodes 328 amino acids.
AUGACUUCCAUUCAAGCCCUAGUUGCUUCCUUCUUCCUAGUUCUUGCCGUAUCUGCAACAGCUCAGCCUACGUCAUCGUCCCUCCGGGUUGGAUUCUAUAAAUAUACAUGUCCUUCUGCCGAAGCCAUCGUCAGAGACACCGUUUACAAGGCCUUUUCCAGUGAUCCGGGGUUGGCAGCUGAUUUCGUCCGGAUGAUUUUCCACGACUGCUUCGUUAGGGGCUGUGAUGCAUCCAUCCUCCUAAAUUCAACCAAGGGAAACAUUGCCGAAAGAGAUAGCCCAGUGAACAACCCUAGUUUAGAAGGUUUCGAUGUCAUCGACCAAGUGAAAGCCCGGCUCGAAGCCGCAUGCCCACAAACUGUCUCGUGUGCCGACAUCAUCGCAUUUGCAGCCCGAGACAGCGUCUUCAAGGCCGGCGGAAUCUACUACGACAUCCCCUCGGGCCGUCGUGACGGUCUCAUCUCCCACACCUCUGAGGUGACCCAGAACCUUCCUCCCCCGAGCUUCACUGUGCCACAACUCAUCGCCAACUUCGCCAGAAAAGGGUUCUCGGUGGACGAGAUGGUGACCCUCUCGGGAGCACACUCCAUCGGCGUCUCUCACUGCACGUCCUUCUCGAACCGUCUCUAUUCGUUCAACGCGACGUACAAGCAAGACCCGUUGUUGGACCCUAAGUAUGCGGCCUUCUUGAAGACCAAGUGUCCCCAGAGCAAUUCCAAGACGAACCCGACGGUGGCGCUCGACAGCAUCACGCCCAACAUUCUGGACAACAACUACUAUCAACAACUAAUGACUUAUCGUGGGUUGCUCUCUUCUGAUGAGGCACUGUACACUAGCAUGUUGACGAAAGGGAUGGUGUUGAACAACGCAAAAUACGGCUCCGUGUGGGGGGCUAAGUUCGUGAAGGCAAUGGUGAAGCUGGGCUCGGUCGACGUGCUCACAGGUAUGCAGGGCGAGAUUCGGAAAGUUUGCAGCGCCGUGAAUUGA